Molecule: messenger RNA, 1818 nt
Organism: Coccidioides posadasii C735 delta SOWgp
Lineage: Eukaryota; Fungi; Ascomycota; Eurotiomycetes; Onygenales; Onygenaceae
Source: RefSeq, a predicted model, not a curated record
AUGAGUUCACGGCUUGUGAAACCGGCGAGAGUCCAUGCUUGGACACUUGCUGACACCUACAGCUCGAGAUCUCAACAACCCCCUCAGCAUGCCUCCGCCGCAGCCAGGCAGUCUGAGCGGCGAUAUUUCCAUGAUUACUUCGUCACCCACCUACCGGUCUCCUCUCUCCACCCGGAUUCCCGCGUGUCGGCCGGGCCACCUCACCAUCUUCCUCGCUCAGAGUCCACUCCUCACAUAAGCUCCUCUGAGGGCGCAUCUCCCGCCACCGUCCUGUCGCCUGUCGGCGUAUCGCGGGAAACUACAGUUGUACGCAUUCCCCUCCGGAGCGCGAAACAUCAUUUCGGUGCAUCCGUGUCGCGAGGGUCUCGUCCGACAAAUGAAGAUACAUAUCAAGCAGGUGUCAUUGAACUCCCAGCAUUUGCAAAGCGACCUCCGCUUUCCCUGACAAUUGGCAAGCGGUCCGGAGACAAAGAGUAUGCACAUGUGGAACACCCGGUUGCGGAAAAUGCAAUUGGCGACCCUCAAGUGUUUUAUUUCGGCGUGUUCGACGGGCAUGGAGGAACGGUGUGUAGUGAGUUCUUGAGGGAUAGACUACAUGGAUAUAUUCAAGAGACUGCGAUAGCGUUUGAGUUGGGGUCCAGCCUUGGGAAGAAUGCACAGAAAAAAGCGUUGCCUCCCAGGCCUAUCCGGAACAGAGAGGCUUUUCGAGAGAGUCAGAAUGCUUACAGUCAUAGAUUUGAUGACCUCGAGCCAACAUUUGCGUCCUCGAGCCAAGCCCACGGGGGAAACGCUAUGCUCUCCGGUGAUCUUCCGAUACUGCAACCGGGAAAUAGGUUGGCAAUCGGCAACCUUGAGAAAGCAUUAGUUACCGACUGGAGAACCUUGGUUGGCGGGUAUUUUAGACGCUUUAGGCCUGCUCAUUUCUGCUAUUUCGGGGAGGACGACCUUCACACUGACGGAUUCAAGCCUGGACGGCACAAUCUCGGACUAGACAUGACUAUGGGCGUGCCUAUUGAAGAGGUGCUAGAAUACGCUUUUUUGAAGGCCGAUUAUGACUUUAUUAGUGCCCAAGCUUUCAAACGGGACGAUGAUUCCGCCCGCGCCGAAAGGCCCUUAAAUGAGCUCGAUAUCCUUCACAAUCCAGGACGACUGAGACAUGCCGUCGUGGGAGGAUCGACUCGGUUCAAGGGUGGAAGCACCUGCAGCAUUGCCAUGAUCUCCACCCCCACACCGGCUCCCUUUUGGCACCCUUCGGCACCAUCGUCAUUGGUGGUAUCACACGUUGGCGACACCCGAAUUUUAUUAUGCUCUACUGCUACGGGUAUCGCUAUUCCACUAACAACAGACCAUCAUCCUUCCUCUCCAGUCGAGAGUAACAGGUUGCGGCGCUAUGCCACCUCACUCGUCACAGACUCUUUUGGAGAAGAGCGCAUUAGCGGGCUGGCGAACAGCAGAGCAUUUGGGGACAUCCAGUCGAAGCGCAUCGGAAUAUCGGCAGAGCCCGAGACCAGGCGGGUUGAAAUGGGGCCCGCGGAGUAUUCGUUCAUGGUCUUGAUGUCUGAUGGAGUGAGCGGCGCUUUGUCAGACCAGGAGAUCGUGGACAUCAUCAAAGAAGCAAGGACGCCAGACGCUGGUGCUCGCGAAGUCGUCAACUUUGCGACCGAGGUAUCGAAAGAUGGCGACAAUGCAACAUGCCUGGUGGUACGAUUGGGAGGUUGGGAACGACGUCUAGAAGGGGGGCUGGGCAGUAUGGGCACAAAAGAGUCGAGAGAUUGGCGGAAACAGGAGGCUUCCGUUCCGCGAGGGCGACGAGCAUGA